Messenger RNA from Ictalurus punctatus (channel catfish), 3792 nucleotides. It is a transcript of the gene vps9d1, whose product is annotated as VPS9 domain containing 1. The record is from RefSeq and is a predicted model, not a curated record. The transcript has 16 exons. Bases 121 to 2199 code for a protein of 692 amino acids. Gene Ontology annotation, biological process: vesicle-mediated transport. Lineage: Eukaryota; Metazoa; Chordata; Actinopteri; Siluriformes; Ictaluridae. Gene Ontology annotation, cellular component: endocytic vesicle; cytosol. Gene Ontology annotation, molecular function: small GTPase binding; guanyl-nucleotide exchange factor activity.
GUUUGUUGAUUAUAGUCGCUCCACUUCAAUGUUUGUUUACUGGUCCAUUGGUCGUAUCAUUAUGGGAAAUUGCGCUUUUGCUCGCAGGUCAUUGUUUUAAAAUUAAUAUAAUUAUGUACAAUGGCCUGUCCUGCCAAUGACAUUAUCCAGAGACCUCUUCAAAAUGCCAUGCGACUCGUAAAAGUGGCGAUUCAGUUGGAUUCGGGUAACAGACAUAAGGAAGCUUACUGUGAAUACUUGAGAAGUGUCAACUACAUCUCUCAUGCACUACUUCAGGAUGCAGCAUUUAAAGCUGUGGGAGAGAUGGAGGAAGUGGAAGUGGGGAAGAUGGUAAAGUUGGCUGAGCAGUGCUUAGAGAGAAUAAAAUCCUUUAUAGGAAAGAGAAAUGAAACCUCUGUUUCUAAUUCUUCUCCAACCCCAGUCCAGGCAUCAUCACUUGCACAGAUAACCCCUCAAACCAGUACAAAAACAUUAGGGACUUUCAAUAGAACACUGAUGGACUCGAGUAAAUUAUGCCUGAUCGAGCAGAACUCUCAGCAUCGCAGAGUGUUCUCAGAAGGUAAGGGGGAAGACUGUCCUUUCCUGCCACCUGAACUAUUCCAGAAGCUCCAAGUUGUGGAGUCACAAGACAACAAAAAAGAAUUAACACCUAUUGAGGAGGCGUCAUGUCUGAACCAGAAACUAAAAGCUAAUUAUGAGGCACGUCUGGCGCGACUUGCCCCCGGUCAGGCCACACAGAAAACAUCACUGACUCUCUCUCUUCAGAGACAAAUGAUGGAGAACCUGAUUAUAGCCAGAGCCAGACAAGAUGCUCUCCAAAGGAAGAUGGAAGAGAGAAGGCUCAGGCUGCAGGAGCAAGCCAACAGGAAGUUUUCUUGUUCUGCAAUUAUGACACCUGAGGAGCAGGAGCAGAGGAUUCUGUAUGCAAAUAUAUUGGAAUAUGAACAAGAUCAUGAUUGGCCUAAAGUAUGGAAAGCUAACCUAAAGAAGAAUCCAAAUGAUGCAACUUUGGUUUCAGGUCUGGUCACCUAUCUUCUUAGCUGUCCAGACCAUCCUGUUGUGAAGCUAUUGAAGAAGCUCCAGUAUCAAGUGUAUAACAGGCUGUACCCCAUAAUAAGCCAAACUGUUCCUCCAAGCCCAACGCCUGGCCACUCUGUGCAUUUAAAACUUUCACACAGUGCGCAGAACCUGCUGCUCCCUCCGAGUCCGCCGAGUCUGCGCAAGCCUGGCCUAAGCCACAGCCUGUCAGACGCCUCCAUCUCCCUCUCGCCACUCCCCGACCUCAAUGCUAACAACACGGCAUCUAAAAUGGAUUCAGAAGAGCUCUUGACCCCGGUCCCUCCAGACCGGGAGAACUCUUUUGAGGAUCUGGAGCAGUACAUGACCCAGCUGGGCUGGGUUUCAGCUUGUGCAGAAGACACAGUCUCUGAUUUAACCUUUGACUUGACCCACAGUGACAUGGACACCCACAGUGACAUGGACGCCCACGUUCAGGACCUGGAGGAACGAGCUUUGAAAGAACACCUGAAAGCCACAGUCAAAGACAUCCACAAUGCCAUUGAUCGUCUGCUGUCUCUGUGUCUGCUUUCUUUUGAAUGUCUCAACACUGCAAGCUCCAAAGACCAGUGUGUAGCAUGCAUAGAGGAGGUCUUCUUCACCCCAAUAUGGGGCCCUCUACUGGCACUCUUUAGGAAAGUGCACCGAGAUCGAGAGCUGGCUUUUGAGAGCAGUGUUCUCCUGUACCAUAAUGCCUCACCUGGUGAUGUUGGUGUAGCAGACAAACUGUUCCCCAAAGACCCUGCUGUUCUGCAUGGUUCCUACCCAUACGAGUGUGCAGUACAAGAACUAAAACUCCUGUGUAAAGACUGCUGUCCUCAAAAGAAGCUAGAAUGCAUAGUGAGAACCUUAAGACUCAUUUGUGCCUGUGCUGAGCAUUACCGUCUCCUUCAAGAGAAUGAUCCAUCACCAAAAACGGCAGCCAUUGGAGCAGAUGAUCUGCUGCCCAUUUUAUCGUAUGUGGCCUUGCGCAGUGAACUGCCUCAACUCGUCUCUGAAUGUGCUGCACUGGAAGAGUUCAUCCAUGAGGGUUAUCUGAUUGGAGAGGAGGGCUACUGCUUAACCUCAAUGCAGAGUGCCCUGACGUAUGUGGAGUCACUACACUUGGGUGGAGCUUUGCAGCUGGCUGCCAAACUCACCUGAGUCAGUGGUAAGGAGAUGUUCUCCAGGACAGGAACUUCUUAUCCUUCCUCCUCAUCAGGGCUGCAAGAUUAAACACCUCUCUUCAAUUCAGCACACACUAUAGAAGAGGUUACACAAAGCGAGUCUGGAGCUUUCCAGCCUCAAAAGCGUGAGAGCUCUGAAUCCUGCUGUGUUGCAGAGUUGCGUCCCAAAUGGUUUCGGGUUAGAGGAGUGGAAUCGGGUUGAUGUUAUGAGGGAAUUGUUUUUGGGCGUUUAUCUCAUUUAAUGGAAAAACUUAAAUCAAGUAGCGUGCCUAAUUUUAUUGUCCGUUCAUCCUGUUUUGUCUUCCUCAUAAUGUGGCUGUUUGAAGUGCUUUACUGUGAGUGAAUAGGAUCUAAAGCAUUAUAACCAUUUGCUUUUUUUUAAAUUACCCGGGCUAGUGUAGAUAUCUUCUGAAGAAGUACAAUGGCAUAAUUAUUCUGUUUAAAAUGACUCAUGGACAGUCGUGAAGAGAUUGCUCUGACUGACUAACAAAUUGUGCAAUUUAAGUGUGUUUUAUCAUUUCCUUGAAGGAAAUUCAAAGUACUGACAUGCUAAUUCAAUGAGGAAAAACAAUGGAGUCCGUAAACUUCUGGCACAGUAUAGUUAAUGUAAUAGAGAAUGUUUCAGACAAAUAUCAUAUAACUAACUUGAUAUUUUGGGGGCAUAUAUGCUUUUGUGAAUGAUGUUCUGCCAAGUCAUUGCAGGCUGGAUAAUAAAUGGGAUUUCUUGGAAGUAGAAUGGUAUGAGAGAUAUGCCAGACAAUCCCCCCCUCCCCCCCCUCCUUUUUUUCUUUUUGACUGUGCUAGGUGACCUGCAUCAGCAGUGGAUCAGCACCUUGUGAAGAUUAACACACGGUAUUGGACUGCACAUUUGUUGAAUAUUAUCUUUAAGGUUCCAUGUAGUACAUAUUAUAUAACCUUGCACUCCCCCCCCCCCCCCCGUGCAUUAUACUGUUUGUACAUGCAAUUAUAUGGUCCUGUGUAGUGUGUUGCUGCUUUAGAAUGUUUUAUUGAACUAAAGUUCCUGAUCUGUACUGUUUUGUUUUUUUUGUUUUUUUAAAGUUAAUUGAACAUUUCAAAAAAAAAAAAAAAAGUUAAUUGUAUUGAAAGAAAAAAGGUUUUGAAAGGAUCACUUUUUUGUAGUUUUGCCAACAUCCACUUUCUGCUAAAAGGUGUAGAUUUUAUACUUUUUUUUUCUUUUCUUUUUUUAAUAUAUAUAUAUAAAGGUGAUGACUUUUUGAUGCUUCAGUGUAUUUUACUCUCCAUUUCAAUUACACAAACUGAAAUGGUGAAGCAAAAAAGUGUGAAUGAAUCAUAAUGUGUAUGAAUAUUAAAUGCUGGCAUUGCUGUGCCAUCUAGCUAAUGUAAAUGUUUAUCUAUCCUAAUGUAACAUCUGUCUAAUAUAAAUACGUAUGUCAUUUUGUGGUGUUAUUGUUUUUACAUCACUGGCUGCUGUCAUCUCAAUCAGUUGUAUGUUUGCUAAUAACCUUUAAUGUGAAUUUGUUGAAAAGAAUGCAUCUGAGUAUAGGUAAUAUAUUGGAUUUUCUAAUAAUAAAAGCAUAAGUAACCCUUA